AUGUUUGGAAAAAAGAAACGGAAGCCGAAAAUAUCGAAGCCUCUUGAUUUUGAGCACAUGGUGCAUACAGAUUUUGAUGCUACAAACAAACUUUUUGUUGGUGAGAGUCUGCCUCUUCAGUGGUCAGGCAUUGUGGACGAUGACGACUCGUCGAGAGCCAGGUACAACAACAUCAACAACUUCGAUAACAGAAACAACAAUUUGUUUUCGGCUCCUAUGAAGGUGGCAGACCUGAAAGUUAACAGCCUCAAAUCAUCAUCUCAACAAUCGCAAUCAUCCCAACAUUUCAUGCAGCUUUCUAGUCAACAACAACAGAACCAACAACGGCAACACUUUCUUUCCAACGAUCUCAGCAAAAACAGAAUCAACGUCAACCUACCCAUCACCAACAAACACAUCUACAACAGGAGCAUGAACGAUGUGAACGAACGCUUGAAUCAAAACGGAUCUCCCUACAACGAACCAGCCAAACAGAGCCACAAACAUUCAAACGACCAUACUUCCAAUAAUUCGCACAGCUCAAACUUUAAUCACUUCGUCGUGAAUGGUCAUGCACCCAGCAACAACAACAACAACCAGCAUCAUCCUCAUUACUACACUGACGACAGUUACCAGACGAACAAUAAAAGCAGCAGCAACAACACAACGUGGUCCAAAUCCUUACCAAGAAAAACAAGUGGAAUCAUAUCCGUCCAUCAGAUCUCUUCCCAUCCGUCCAAUCCCUCCUCACAUCUCUUCUACAACAACAGUUCAAUAUUUUUUUCUGUUAUUAUUCAUCUGUUUUAUUAUCAGUUAUAA
Messenger RNA from Helobdella robusta, 798 nucleotides. RefSeq lists its product as hypothetical. NCBI's taxonomy places the organism in Eukaryota, Metazoa, Annelida, Clitellata, Rhynchobdellida, Glossiphoniidae. The record is from RefSeq and is a predicted model, not a curated record. The transcript has 3 exons. The coding region runs from base 1 to 798 and encodes 265 amino acids.